Messenger RNA from Populus trichocarpa (black cottonwood), 3607 nucleotides. RefSeq names its product DExH-box ATP-dependent RNA helicase DExH10. Bases 192 to 3191 code for a protein of 999 amino acids. Gene Ontology annotation, biological process: RNA catabolic process; maturation of 5.8S rRNA. Gene Ontology annotation, molecular function: ATP binding; RNA helicase activity; RNA binding. Gene Ontology annotation, cellular component: nucleus. The record is from RefSeq and is a predicted model, not a curated record. The transcript has 17 exons. NCBI's taxonomy places the organism in Eukaryota, Viridiplantae, Streptophyta, Magnoliopsida, Malpighiales, Salicaceae.
AAAACCACGACCCCUUAAAAAUUUAAAAUUAUCUAAAUAAUAAUAGUAGUUAGGGCUCUCUCCUGAACCGAUGCUUCCUGCCUCCAUUUGCCAAAAAUAAGAAAGAGUGCACAAGUUUUAAGUUUUGGAAGAUUUUUGCUUAACUUAGAACUUAGAGUGAGUGAGGAGUGAAAUUAAGCUAGAAAAUAUAAAUGGAGGAUACACUAACACCUGCUAAGAGAAAAGAGCUUGAGAAGGAGGAGGAAGUGCAAGAGGAAGAGAAAGCAGAGAUUGCUGGUACACCACAGAAGCAAGAUUCUGCUUUGAAAAAGAGGAUUUUGACACGGACUUGUGUUCAUGAAGUUGCAGUCCCACACGGGUAUGAGUCGAAUAAAGAUGAAACCUUUCACGGGACUUUGUCGAAUCCAUUGUAUAAUGGGGAGAUGGCAAAAAGUUAUGCAUUUGAACUCGACCCUUUUCAGAAGGUGUCUGUAGCUUGUUUGGAAAGGAAUGAGAGUGUUUUAGUCUCUGCUCACACGUCUGCAGGGAAAACUGCUGUUGCUGAGUAUGCGAUUGCAAUGGCUUUCAGAGAAAAGCAAAGGGUUAUUUAUACUUCUCCGCUGAAAGCCUUGAGUAAUCAGAAGUAUAGGGAGUUGCAACAGGAGUUUCAAGAUGUUGGGUUGAUGACUGGAGAUGUUACCCUGUCACCAAAUGCUAGUUGUUUGGUUAUGACUACAGAGAUUCUUAGGGGGAUGCUUUAUAGGGGUUCAGAGAUUUUGAAGGAAGUUGCUUGGAUUAUUUUUGAUGAGAUUCACUAUAUGAAGGAUCGUGAAAGAGGGGUUGUUUGGGAAGAGAGUAUUAUUUUUAUGCCGCAAGUGAUUAAAAUGGUUUUUCUUUCUGCGACUAUGUCGAAUGCCACCGAGUUUGCGGAAUGGAUUUGUCAUUUGCAUAAGCAGCCUUGCCAUGUGGUUUACACAGAUUUUCGACCAACUCCUUUGCAGCAUUAUGUUUUUCCUGUGGGUGGUGCUGGGUUGUAUCUUGUGGUUGAUGAGAGUGAGCAGUUUAGGGAGGACAAUUUUAUGAAGCUGCAGGAUACUUUCUCUAAGCAGAAAGCUGGUGAGGGGAACAAGAGUGCAAAUGCUAAAGCUAGUGGAAGGAUUUCAAAGGGUGGGAAUGCUUCAGGGGGUUCUGACAUAUACAAAAUUGUCAAGAUGAUUAUGGAACGGAAGUUUCAACCAGUUAUAGUUUUUAGCUUCAGUAGGAGAGAGGUUGAACAACAUGCCAUGUCUAUGUCUAAGCUUGAUUUUAAUACACAAGAGGAAAAGGAUAUCGUGGAGCAGGUUUUUAACAACGCAAUACUCUGCUUGAAUGAGGAAGACAGGAAUUUGCCUGCUAUUGAGUUAAUGCUGCCUCUACUUAAGCGAGGCAUUGCUGUUCAUCAUUCCGGUCUUCUCCCUGUAAUCAAGGAACUAGUAGAGCUUCUUUUCCAGGAAGGCCUUGUGAAGGCUCUGUUUGCCACAGAGACAUUUGCGAUGGGUUUAAACAUGCCUGCAAAGACUGUUGUUUUCACAGCUGUUAAGAAGUGGGAUGGCGAUAGUCAUCGAUACAUUGGAUCUGGUGAGUAUAUCCAGAUGAGUGGAAGGGCUGGACGACGUGGUAAAGAUGAGCGGGGUAUUUGUAUCAUAAUGAUUGAUGAACGGAUGGAGAUGAAUACACUCAAAGACAUGGUUUUGGGCAAACCGGCUCCUCUUGUUAGUACUUUCAGACUGAGCUACUAUUCGAUAUUAAAUCUAAUGAGCCGUGCUGAAGGCCAGUUCACUGCUGAACACGUGAUAAGAAAUUCAUUUCAUCAAUUCCAGUACGAAAAGGCUUUACCAGACAUAGGGGAAAAGGUUUCAAAACUGGAAGAGGAAGCUGCUGUUCUCGAUGCAUCAGGAGAGGCUGAAGUUGCUGGGUAUCAUAAUCUAAAACUUGAGAUGGCCCAGCUUGAGAAGAAGAUGAUGAAGGAAAUAACAAGGCCUGAAAGAAUUCUUUAUUAUCUAUGCACUGGUCGGUUGAUCAAGGUAAGAGAAGGAGGAACUGAUUGGGGUUGGGGAGUUGUAGUGAAUGUUGUUAAAAAGCCCACUGCAGGAUUGGGAACAUUGCCAUCAAAAGGUGCUGGUUAUAUAGUAGAUACUCUACUUCAUUGCUCUCCUGGACCAAGUGAGAGUGGCUCCCGGCCAAGACCAUGUCCACCUCGGCCUGGAGAAAAGGGUGAGAUGCAUGUGGUUCCUGUUCAGUUGCCCCUGAUCUGUGCUCUAAGCAAAGUGAGGAUAUCCAUUCCUGCUGACCUUCGGCCAUUGGAAGCAAGGCAAAGUAUACUUCUAGCAGUGCAGGAGUUAGGGAAUCGGUUUCCAGAAGGCCUUCCAAAGCUUAACCCUGUAAAGGACAUGAAAAUUGAGGAUCCUGAAAUUGUUGAGUUGGUUAACCAAAUUGAGGAAUUGGAACAGAAGUUACAUGCGCAUCCACUGAACAAGUCUCAAGAUAUAAACCAGAUGAAAAGUUUUCAUAGGAAAGCUGAGGUGAAUCAUGAAAUUCAACAACUUAAGUCGAAAAUGCGUGAUUCUCAGCUUCAAAAAUUCCGUGAAGAACUUAAGAACCGUUCACGGGUCUUGAAAAGGCUUGGUCAUAUAGAUGCUGAUGGUGUAGUCCAGGUGAAGGGCAGGGCAGCCUGCUUGAUAGACACAGGAGAUGAACUACUUGUUACAGAACUGAUGUUCAAUGGUACCUUCAAUGAUCUUGAUCAUCACCAAGUUGCUGCUCUUGCAAGUUGCUUCAUUCCUGUAGAUAAGUCAAGUGAGCAAAUACAUUUGAGAACUGAACUUGCUAAACCAUUGCAACAACUCCAAGAGAGCGCAAGAAAAAUAGCAGAGAUACAAUAUGAAUGCAAAUUGGACAUAAAUGUCGAUGAAUAUGUGGAAUCAACAGUCAGACCGUUCUUGGUGGAUGUGGUUUACUGUUGGUCAAAGGGAGCUAGUUUUUCUGAGGUCAUACAGAUGACUGAUAUCUUUGAGGGUAGCAUUAUCAGAAGUGCUAGAAGAUUAGAUGAGUUUCUGAAUCAGUUGCGUGCUGCUGCUCAAGCUGUGGGUGAAGUCAGUUUAGAAAGCAAAUUUGCAGCUGCCAGCGAAAGCCUUCGGCGAGGUAUCAUGUUUGCAAAUUCUCUUUACCUUUAAGCUGUCUUUUUGCAGGCUUUUGUAUGCGUGUGGGUCAAGCACCCAUGGGCACAAUAGCUCAUCUCAUGCAACAUUGUUUCCAUGGUGGCCACUUGAGAUUUGCUAUAACUGACAACUAUAGGUUCCAUCUCCUUUCCUCCUCAUGUUGCUUCUAGUUUUUUUUCAAUGGCACUGUUGCUGUUGAUAUAGUUCAUUUGACAGUUGAUUUUCUUUGUAAACACAAAGUUGGAAACAUGGGAAAUGAAAGGUAUACCCAUGUAAGGCCUAACAGCAAUGUCAUUAAUUUCUCUAGAUUUAACUUGACAGACAUCAGAAGCUUUGUAGGUGUUACUUUUACUAGUCAAUCCAUGUAAUGCAGAGCUGCAAUGUUUGAAGCAUUCAAUUUUCUAUGAAAGAAAACAAAAAGUUGCUUGUUU